Messenger RNA from Pseudoliparis swirei, 2157 nucleotides. It is a transcript of the gene actr1b, whose product is annotated as actin related protein 1B. NCBI's taxonomy places the organism in Eukaryota, Metazoa, Chordata, Actinopteri, Perciformes, Liparidae. The record is from RefSeq and is a predicted model, not a curated record.
ACAGAGGAGCAGCGGAGACAUCAGACUCUUCUCUUUCAGGAUUAAAACCUACGAGAAGACACGGACACUCACGGAUCGAUAGACACGGAUCGAUACGAAACAGUCCGUCAUGGAGUCUUAUGACAUUCUAGCUAACCAGCCCGUUGUCAUCGAUAAUGGUUCAGGGGUCAUCAAAGCUGGUUUUGCAGGUGACCAGAUCCCCAAAUACUGCUUCCCUAACUAUGUGGGGCGUCCCAAGCAUGUGCGCGUGAUGGCAGGAGCCCUGGAGGGCGACCUCUUCAUCGGGCCCAAAGCAGAGGAGCACCGGGGCCUGCUGUCGGUCCGGUACCCCAUGGAGCACGGCAUCGUGAACGACUGGAACGACAUGGAGAGGAUCUGGCAGUACGUCUACUCCAAAGAGCAGCUGCAGACCUUCUCUGAGGAGCAUCCGGUGCUGCUGACUGAAGCUCCUCUGAACCCCAGCAAGAACCGGGAGAAGGCGGCGGAGGUCUUCUUCGAGACCUUCAACGUUCCUGCGCUCUUCAUCUCCAUGCAGGCCGUCCUCAGCCUGUACGCCACAGGCCGCACCACCGGCGUGGUGCUGGACUCGGGAGACGGGGUGACCCACGUGGUCCCGAUCUACGAGGGCUUUGCCAUCCCUCACGCCAUCAUGCGCGUGGACAUCGCCGGCAGAGACGUGUCGCGGUACCUCCGCCUGCUGCUGCGCAAGGAGGGCCACAACUUCAACACGUCGGCCGAGUUCGAGGUGGUCCGCACCAUCAAAGAGAGAGCCUGUUAUCUGUCCCUCAACCCACAAAAGGACGAGACUCUGGAGACGGAGAAGGCCCAGUACAUCCUGCCUGAUGGAAAUCCUCUAAAGAUUGGCCCGGCCCGGUUCCGCGCUCCAGAGCUGCUGUUCAGACCGGACCUGAUCGGAGACGAGCUGGGGAUCCACGAGGUCCUGGCCUACGCCAUCCAGAAGUCUGACAUGGACCUGCGGCGCACUCUGUUCAACACCAUCGUCCUGUGUGGAGGCUCCACGCUCAUCAAAGGCUUUGGGGAACGACUACUGACGGAGGUCAAGAAGCUGGCUCCCAAAGACGUGAAGAUCAAGAUCUCUGCUCCCCAGGAGAGGCUCUACUCCACCUGGAUCGGCGGCUCUAUUCUGGCUUCGUUGGACACCUUCAAGAAGAUGUGGGUGUCAAAGCGUGAAUAUGAAGAGGACCGAGCGCGGGCCAUCCACAGGAAGACCUUCUAGAUGCUCCUGGCGUCCCCCCCCCUCAAAUCUGCACCUGUCACCUCCGGGUCCUUCAUCGUCCUCAUCAUCUGCUCAUGACGUUUCAUUCCAACAUUAGAUCUUUAUUUGUGUUUGUCUCUUUUCUGGUUGUUUCAGUCAUAGAGCAGUUAAACUUUAAGGCUGUUCUCAUCUGACGGGACGCCACGUGUCCGUCAGCUUUUUGGAUGAACAUGAAGACGGAACGAGCUUUAAUAUAAGUUUCCCUUUUUUACAGCAGCCAACACUGGUGUUCAUGUCUCAACUCUGAAUAAAGUUCAGUCUGAAUCUCCUGAGAACAAAGUUAGUCUUCUCCCUCUAUCUGAGGUUCAUUACCAGAUAAUGAGCCUCUAUCUGAGACUCAUUAUCUGGUAAUGAACCUCUGAGUCUGAACCAGAGCUUCCUUUUGAUUGGUUAGUUCCAGGUGUACUUCCUGUUGGAGCCUGUAGGGUUAGAGGCCGGGCGGCUUUAGGAGGCUCGAGCUGAACUGAAGUGAUCUGGGUCACAAAAUGCUUGAUUGUCUUCUUUUAGAUGUUUUUUAUUUAAUGCAACAUUCAGAUGAUGAACUAGCAGUCUGACUUCCUGGGUGAAGCUCCAACGCAUGUCGGCUAACGUUGUUAAAGAUGUGCACUGAGGUCUGGAUGCUGGGAUUUCCCUGCCUCUGGGUGUCAGUGAAGGGGCCGUGAGCUCUGUACAGUGGAGCGCUUUUCAAAAACAACACAGCCGUAAGAUUACUGAAACAAGACGGUUUAUUCAAGUAUUUGCUUUUACUUUUCGUAAAUUGAAUAUAAUAAAUAAGUUAAUGGCUGCUUCUCGGUGUGUCGUCAUUGUGGCUGAUUGCGACAUUGAUACAGCUGACAAUAUAUUCUGUAUCCAAUUGUUUAAUAAAUUAGCUUAAAUUUUGA